Choloepus didactylus (southern two-toed sloth) is the source of this 2155-nucleotide messenger RNA. RefSeq names its product interleukin 23 receptor (gene IL23R). Bases 101 to 1996 code for a protein of 631 amino acids. Gene Ontology annotation, biological process: cytokine-mediated signaling pathway. The record is from RefSeq and is a predicted model, not a curated record. NCBI's taxonomy places the organism in Eukaryota, Metazoa, Chordata, Mammalia, Pilosa, Megalonychidae. The transcript is spliced from 11 exons. Gene Ontology annotation, cellular component: external side of plasma membrane. Gene Ontology annotation, molecular function: protein binding; cytokine receptor activity.
CUGGCAGACAGGCAGUGGGGAGAGAAGACCACGAUGCAGCCAACAAGGGCAGCAGCCUGGCUCUGAAGUGGAAUGAUGUGCUUCACACAGAUGGAAAGUCAUGAAUCAGGUCAUGAUUCAAUGGGAUGUGAUAAUAGCUCUUUACAUACUUGUCAACUGGUGUCAUGGAGGAAUUACAAAUAUAAACUGCUCUGGCCACAUCUGGAUAGAACCAGCCACAAUUUUAAAGAUGGGUAUGAAUAUUUCUAUAUAUUGCCAAGCAGCAAUUAAGAACUGUCAACCAAGAAAACUUUAUUUUUAUAAAAAUGGCAUCAAAGAAAGAUUUCAAAUCACACGGAUUAAUAAAACAACAGCUCGGCUUCAGUAUAACAACUUUCUGGAACCACAUGCCUCUCUGUACUGCACUGCGGAGUGUCCUGGACAUUUUCAAGAAACACUGAUAUGUGGAGAAGACAUUUCUUCUGGAUAUCCACCAGAUGUUCCUGACAAUGUAACGUGUGUCAUUUAUGAAUAUUCAGGCAACAUGACCUGCACCUGGCAUCCUGGGAAGCUCACCUACAUAGACACAAAAUAUGUGGUGUAUGUGAAGAGUUUGGAGACAGAAGAAGAACAACAGUAUCUUACCUCAAGCUCUAUUAACAUCUCUACUGGCUCAUUGCGAGGUGGCAAGAAGUAUUUGGUUUGGAUUCAGGCUACAAAUGCACUAGGCAUGGAGGAGUCAGAGCAUCUGCAUAUUCACCUAGAUGAUAUAGUGAUACCUUCUGAAUUCAUCAUUUCCAGGGCUGAAAAUAUAAAUACUACCAUUCCCAAGACCAUAAUUCAUUGGACUAGUCAAACAACAAUUGAAAAUAUUUCCUGUGAAAUGAGAUACAAGGCUACAACAAACCAGACUUGGAAAGUUAAAGAAUUUGACACCAAUUUUACAUACAUGCUACAGUCAGAAUUCUACUUGGAGCCAAACACUAAAUAUGUGUUUCAGAUGAGAUGUCAAGAAACAGGUAAAAGAUACUGGCAGCCAUGGAGCUCACCUUUUUUCCAUACAACACCUAAAAAAGUUCCCCAGGUUACACCUGAAUCAUUCCAGCAGGACACUCGGAAUUCUGGGCUUCUAAUUGCUUCUGUGUUUAAAGGACAUCUUACCUCUGAGAACAGAGAACAAGAUAUCAGACUUUUAUCAGGAAUGGUCUUCUUUGCCACUAUGUUGUCAGUUCUUUCUUUGAUUGGGAUAUUUAACAGAUCGCUCCGAACUGGAAUUAAAAGAAGAAUCUUAUUGCUAAUACCAAAAUGGCUUCACGAAGAUAUUCCCAAUAUGAAAAACAGUAAUGUCAUAAAAAUGCUGCAGGAAAAAAAUGAAUUUAUGAAUAAUAAUUCCAGUGAACAGGUCCUCCAUGCUGAUCCCGUGAUCACAGACAUAAGAGAAAUCUUCCUCCCAGAAGAACACAAGCCCAUGUACUACAAGAAGGAAAAUAAUAACCGACCUCUGGAGACGAGAGAUAGCCUACAGAAGGCUCUACUCACCAAUACAGUCGUGUAUAUUCCUGAUCUCAACACUGGAUAUAAACCCCAGAUUUCAAAUUUUCUCUCUGGGGGGAAACCUCUCAGUAAUACUGAUCAAACAGCUUCCUCAACUCUUAGAACACCUGUUGACUCCUUGGGUCUGGAAGGGAAUACCAGGUUAAAAAUAUAUCCUAAUUUUGUUUUUCCUGUCUCAAGUAUAAAUUCACUAAGCAACCCACUAUUUCAUGAAGAACUAAGCCUCAUUUUAAGUCAAGGUGAAUGCAGUCCUUCUGACCUGCAAAACUCAAUAGAGGGGGAAACCACCAUGCUUUUGGAAAACGAUUCACCCAGGGAAACUUUUCCAGAACAGACCUUGCUGCCUGAUGAAUUCGUCUCCUGUCUGGGCAUCAUGAGUGAGGAGUUGCCAUCUAUUAAUUCUUAUUUUCCACAAAAUAUUCUGGAGAGUCAUUUCAAUAGGAUUUCACUCUUGGAAAAAUAGAGCUGUGUGGUCAAAAUCAAUAUGGAAAGCUGCCUUGCGAUCUGAAGUUGGAUCUUCUCCUCAACAUAAAUUUGAUUCUGCCAUCUUUUAUAAAAAUUGAGAAUUAAGAUUCAAAGAUGGAAUGGACUUUGUGGUCACAAAAAAAUCAGCAAUAUUAGA